GGUAACAGUUUGACGCAUUCUGCGGUGGUUUUCAGGUGCUUUGUGAUUAUUGAAAAUUUAUUUGUUGACGAUGGAAGGGUCGGGUAAUUAUCGAGGGAAUAUUGUCAAGUGGCUGCCGUUUAUGAGCUCUGAUCUCGAGAGCUGGUUCAAUCACAUUGUCACUCUUCACGAGGCGAUGGAUAAGUGCGCGAGAGAUAUCGCCAUGAUCAUUGAGGAUGUCCAGGGAUCAAUGAGUAUAUCCGACAAAGAAGUGUUUCUGCGUCAGCAAACGAAGCAAUUGGGAACACUCGUGCAGACUUACUCGUCGAUCUGGUCGGACAAGAAGCAAUUAGCCAUUGCGAAUCAGGUGUACAAAUAUAAGAUUGAAUAUCUGUCGUCAAGGGUGAAACGUUCCCUCAAUAUUGUUGCAAAAUUUUGCAGAAAUUUAAUUUUCGAAAUUAUCGUGGAUUGCUGUAAAGACGAGGGAAACUUUACCAGACUUCUUUUUGGGCUCAUUCAGUCAUACAAUGACGCAUUAGACCUAGACUGCAAUGUCUCCUCAGAAUCGACUUCCGUGAACAUUUACUCUAACGACUGUCCGUCGAUGCUGGAGCCGCUAAAAAAGAUCUCCAUUACUCGAAUUUUACAAGUUUUAGCGAAAAAUAAAGCUGAAGAAAAUUGCCACGAACUCAUCGAUUGCCUCUUGAUGAACUAUCAACCGCGGAGUGAAGAGAACUUAAAAUCCUCUCAAUCCUGGGAUGUAGAAAUGUCCGAGAAUUCGAGCAUCGAGAUAUAUCGCGCUUUAACAAAACACAUGACUCCACCUGGAGAUCCCCCAGCUGCAACUGAGGAAAAUAUCGCCGACCAAACAGAACCGACGUCUUCAGGGAACAUCGAAAGUAUAGAAAGCCUCGUCGAUAAUCAGACUCUCCAAGUUGAUAAACUCAUGGAUGCGAUAAGAGACGUCUACCCGCAGCUAUUCGGCCUUGAGAACAUCAAAUACGACUGUCGAGGUGAGACUAAGGUGAGGAGGAGUGCAUUGACACGGCUCUCGGAUUACUACCAGCACGUCGCCUGGGCCGCGAUAUCCGGUAUAUUGGAUCAUGUUGUACUGUGGUGGUCCCCCGAGGGUCUCGCUGCUCGUCACAGCCAAGGGGCGCAUCAUCUCAAAGACUGGUUACGUCGAUUCAUCCAGACGAAUGAGAUUUCUUCAAGUGUCAGACCAGCACUAUUGAACCUCUGUGAUGCUCUGGGCUGUCACGUCACUGCCACUGGUUGGGAUGAGCUCUUCAGAUUGGCGUACAUCGCGUCCUUCGAAUGCUCCUCGAAGCCCUUUUCCUCCGAGGGUACGGACACGGGUCAGAUGUUUGCUGAAUUAUUCCAGUUGCUGGUAACCCUCAGCAAUGAAUGCGAAAUUGGGGGUGAAUGGGUCGUUGGAGCUCCUCUGGUGGAGCUACCUCUGUCAGAGCAAAUAAUUGUCCUUCACAGAUUGGAUCAUUCCGUUCACACUAUGCGACUGUGGGCCAUUCAGGAGUCGAAAUUAAUCGCUCACACUUGGGACCUGGAGACUUUUUUUCUGCUUGUCAAGGGGGAUCUCGUCGCUUGCAUCGACGAAUUGUCAUACCUCAAGCUCAGUGAUCAUACUUCUGCUCUGUCCAUCAACGCCACCAGUGUUGAAGUCUACGUUUGUGCAAAGAUGAGAGCAAAAAUAGUAUCGGAAGUCAAUGCAAAUAUUCAAUUACUCAAAGAGACACCGAUCAAAUGUAUCAAUACUCUCGCUACAAUUUGUCGCGUUGUCAGUUUAGCAAAUUUACACAUGUGCUUCCCGAUUUCGAAGUAUUGGAGACGAAACAGUAGUGCUGUUGUCGCUGUUGGACCCACACCCUAUGUGGAGACAUACCUUCAACGGGUUCUACUGCCAGUUCUGGAAGUGAUCGAAGACCACGAGGUUUCUAAUAUGGUGUUGAAGAUCAUGUGUGAAGCCUGGCUCGACUACAUUUACCUCCAUCGCAUAAAAUUCUCUGAAUUUGGAGCUCUACAACUUUUAACAGACUUUGCUCACGUUUCCCGCUGGGUCACGGAUUGCCCCAUAAUCUCCCAAACGGUCAAAGGACACUUGUUAAAGAACGAACUUCUGCGCCGAUGUGAGGGGGUCGGGAGACUGCUGUUGAGGCAUCCUGGAGAGGCAAUCGCGAUGCAGAAGCAAUCAAGAACAAAUGAAAACGGAUCCCCACAAUCCCUAGGACUGGAACGAAUGCCAGCGGAGAUGUACGUUCCUAAUCAGCAGCAGUGGCUCGAGCUUAGAGCUUCAAAGUCUUAUAAACUCUACUGCUGCACCGAUUAACGACUUUUGCGGCCUAGGGACAGCCCUUGAAGCCUGAAAAGGUGAAGAAGCCCUUCAUCCUCCUCGUCGGCUGGACUUCCGACAUCAACUUCCCCUAUUUCUCUUCUCUCUUCAUCUGAAUUAAAUUUUCAAAUAUAUUCUAGUUCGUUGUAUCUUGCAGCAAUUGAUAUUGUAUCAGAUUCUCAUGAAAAUUACAUAAAUGAUGAAUACGUGUUUUCUCAAACGUGUUGUCUUGACUUGAUUCAAUGAGACUCCCCUGUACAUGAGAGAGAGUAAAUCCACCGCAAAAUUGAAACACGAUAUGCUCACGUUUCAGAUGCCCUUCUUGGUUUUACUUAUGCAAGAGUACCAGUCCAUAACAUUUGACGCCAUUACUAGUUCAAUAGUUUCGAUUUUUAUCGAUAAUAUUUCUCGUCAUCAUCCAUCAUUCCCAUGCAUUUAUUCUUAUUCGUGGAGAAAAAUGGAAAAA
This is a messenger RNA of Diachasmimorpha longicaudata, 2792 nucleotides long. Its product is annotated as coiled-coil domain-containing protein 142. The record is from RefSeq and is a predicted model, not a curated record. Bases 71 to 2323 code for a protein of 750 amino acids. Lineage: Eukaryota; Metazoa; Arthropoda; Insecta; Hymenoptera; Braconidae. The transcript has 13 exons.